AUGGUAGCUCCAUCUGAGCCCAAGUCUCGGUCCUCCUCAGGAGAGGACUCCCGCUCCCCCUUUGAGGUCCUGACCACCGCCUUGUCCUUCCCAACCCGUGACCAGGAACAAUGGUGGCAUACGACGGGUGCAUUGCUGGCAGCGAUGCUCGCCUCAUGCAACUACACAAUCGCUCAACAAUACCAGCAUCUCGCCUUUUACUACAGCCAGCUGAUCCCCCGUCUCGGUUCAAACCCGGUCAAGUUCCGCUCCAGCCUAACCGUCAGCGGUCUCCCCAUGGAGUUCAGCAUCAACUACCAAAAAGACGGCAAACACUCCAUGGUCCGCGUUGGUGCUGAGCCCAACGAUUCGUUUUCGGGCACGGAAAGGGACCCCUUCAACCGGGUCCCGCCGGCGGAAAUGGUGGCUCACUUUACGAGAUCUGGGCUCGCGGGAUUCGAUCCACUGUUUUAUGAUUUUUUCGAACCGCAGCAUACACUCAACGCGGACGAGCAGGUCCGGCUGCCCAAGGAGAUCCCGCUUGGUGACAAGAUACACUCGCAAUUUUCCUUCGGAUUCGACUUUAAGGCAGACAAUGUCACGCUCAAGGGGUACAGCUAUCCAGGUCUCAAAGCCGCCCUGGCCGGCCAAUCGGUCAAGACACUCCUCGAUGGUGGCAUCAACGAGUUAAAGACGCGAGGGCUUUUGGACUGCACCGAGGCCUGGGGCCAUCUCGCAGAUUACGUCGAGUCGAUCAACAACUGGGGCUUUCACAACCUCUUGGCGUGGGAUUACGUCGCGCCCGCGAAAUCUCGUCUCAAGUUUUACAUGUACCUUAUGGAGGUCGCGGAUAUACAGAAGGUCGAGGAGCUCUGGACGCUGGAUGGCCGCGCACGCAGCCCCGAGCACCUCGAGGGGUUGGAGUAUUUGAAGAAGCUUUGGGACGUCAUUGACCUCAAGAACAUCGGCAAGAGAGACAUGCCCCCGAAUGCGCAUCAGAUCCCCGAGGGUGUGGCGCAGUUGUGCUGGAACUACGAGAUGACGGCCACCAAUUCGCUGCCCAUCGGCAAGCCCUACUUCCCGCUGCAGGGUGUCAACGAUGCGGUCUGUAUUCAGAAGAUCGUCGAUUACUUCAAGCUCAUCGGGUGGGAUGACAUGGCGGCUACGUAUCGGGACACGGUGCAGUCGUACUAUCCCGGAGUCGAUUUGUCGAAGACAUCGAGCUUGCUCAUGUGGAUUUCGUUCACGUACUCGGAGAAGACGGGCGUUUACUUGAGUAUUUAUUAUCAUCCUUCCCCGGAGGUCAGAGCCGUUGAGAAUUAUGUGCCUUCCCUAGAGCCUAGUGCGUAG
This is a messenger RNA of Aspergillus mulundensis, 1329 nucleotides long. RefSeq names its product putative DMATS type aromatic prenyltransferase (JCVI). Lineage: Eukaryota; Fungi; Ascomycota; Eurotiomycetes; Eurotiales; Aspergillaceae. Gene Ontology annotation, molecular function: transferase activity, transferring alkyl or aryl (other than methyl) groups. The transcript has 2 exons. The record is from RefSeq and is a predicted model, not a curated record. Gene Ontology annotation, biological process: alkaloid metabolic process. The coding region runs from base 1 to 1329 and encodes 442 amino acids.